Diplodia corticola is the source of this 1122-nucleotide messenger RNA. Its product is annotated as set domain-containing protein. The coding region runs from base 1 to 1122 and encodes 373 amino acids. NCBI's taxonomy places the organism in Eukaryota, Fungi, Ascomycota, Dothideomycetes, Botryosphaeriales, Botryosphaeriaceae. The record is from RefSeq and is a predicted model, not a curated record. Gene Ontology annotation, biological process: peptidyl-lysine monomethylation. The transcript is spliced from 3 exons. Gene Ontology annotation, cellular component: nucleus. Gene Ontology annotation, molecular function: protein binding; protein-lysine N-methyltransferase activity.
AUGAGUACCAAGAUUGGAGUGCAUAAUCCACUGAAAGAAUACAUCAAGUUCCUACCCGAGGAGCUUCUGCCCACAUUUUGGUCAGAAGCUGAACGUGACCUGCUCACCGGCACCUCGCUCAAACCGGCAAUCGAAGCCAAGAUCAAAAGCCUCAAUAAAGAGUUCGAGCAGCUGCGAUCCGCAACUGAGCACAUCAAGUGGUGCGCCGAAGAGUUGUGGGACGAAGAGGAUGGCCUCCUGUCUUUUGACGAUUGGCUCCAAGUGGACGCCAUGUACCGUUCUCGCGCUUUGGAGUUCCCCGGCAUUGGCGACUGCAUGGUUCCUUGCGUGGACAUGGCCAACCACGCGAGCGGCGAUGCUACAGUCGCGCUUUACGAGACGGACUCGGAUGGAAAUGCCGCGCUGUUGCUGCGUGAUGGCAAAGAGCUCAAGAAGGGCGACGAAAUCACCAUCACGUACGGGGAUAAAAAAGGCGCAUGUGAGAUGCUAUUCUCUUAUGGUUUCAUUGAAGACAGCAUGACAUCAGCCCAAGAACUCUUCCUGGACCUGGAAAUCCCCAACGACGAUCCUCUCAAACGCGCAAAGUUGCACGUGAACAAAUCGGCGCCGGGAGUUCGUCUAUUUGAUUCCGAUGAUGCCGAAGCACCCGCAGGGUCAACAGGCUGGCAGAGUGACUUUGUUUGGCUUGUAGUGGUAAACGAGGAGGAUGGACUGGAGUUUGAGGUUGCGCAAACCACAGAUGGCGCGCGUGAACUCCGCGUUUACUGGAACGGAUCGGUGCUCGAAGAGCCCGACAAAGUGGUAGAAGCACUCAAGACACACCAGUUAUGGGAUGUCUUCAGGCUUCGAGCCGUCUCUCUCGUCCAGGACAGGGUUGAGGUGCAGCUGCGGUCGCUGUAUGGGACUGACGAUGAGGUGAAAUCGGCUGUGAGAGGGGAAGGUAUUGGCAUGCGGGAACGUGUGUGGUCACUGACUACCCGAUUGAGAGACCUAGAGAGAGAUCUACUAGAGAGGGCUUAUGGCGAUCUCGAGGAGGAAAAGGAAAAACUCGUCGAGACGGAGACUGUGCAGCAGUACCUGCAAGCCAUGGCACAGCAAGAGCCUGAGGAGGACUUCACUUGA